AUGACUCGUGGCAGGGCUAGCUACGCGCGUGUCGCCUCUUCUGAAGGGCACCCACACCGACCCAAGGCACUUCGUCCAACUACUACAGCCUUUGUUUUUGCUCUCUUGUUCAUGUCAAACAUCGCCUUUCUCGGCCUAUGGUUGCAAUCCACGCAAUUGAGCGAUACAUGUGUUAAGCCUAAGCUCUCAUACUCUCCAGCCCGUACAGCGAUCAAAUACGAGCCACGGCGCCUUUACCGAGAUAUCGACCACAACGACUUUACAGGUGACCCUCGACCGGAAUUCGAUGCAGCGUGGAAUCAUUUGCUACAACCAAUGACCAUCAAAAUCUCAAAAGAGGAGCUCUCCAAUCUCCCUGACUCAAGCAUCGCUUUCAAAGACGGGUCCGGCUACAUCGCCGAGUUGGCCGUCUACCAUGAACUGCAUUGCAUUAAACGUUUGCGCCGCCAUUUCCAUCUCGACCGGUAUUACCCGAACAUGACAGCGGACGAAUGGGAGCGCGAGCAAACCCACGUCAACCACUGCCUGGAAUACUGGCGCGAGGCAGCCAUCUGCCGCGGAGACACGACGCUCAGCACGUUCCAGUGGCUAGGGGGCUUGCCAUAUUCGCGGGUGUACAGCGACCAUGAGUGUGUCAACUGGGCGACACUUGACGGGUGGGCACGCGGACGGAUGGUCAAUAUGACCAGCUUUGAACACUUGGUGGCCCCGUGA
Molecule: messenger RNA, 714 nt
Organism: Aspergillus luchuensis
Lineage: Eukaryota; Fungi; Ascomycota; Eurotiomycetes; Eurotiales; Aspergillaceae
Product: oxidase ustYa family protein
Exons: 4
Coding region: 1-714 (237 amino acids)
Biological process (GO): mycotoxin biosynthetic process
Source: RefSeq, a predicted model, not a curated record